Lonchura striata (white-rumped munia) is the source of this 5071-nucleotide messenger RNA. NCBI's taxonomy places the organism in Eukaryota, Metazoa, Chordata, Aves, Passeriformes, Estrildidae. The record is from RefSeq and is a predicted model, not a curated record.
GGAUGGAAUGGUAUGGGACAGGAUGGAUCUGGAGGGGCUGUGGGUCUGGCCCCCAUCCCAUCUGGAUGUCCUGCAGACCUUCCGCCCUGCGGCCAUGCUGGUGGAGCGCUCAGCCGACUUUGGGCGCACCUGGAAGGUGUACCGCUACUUCGCCUACAACUGCUCCAAGCUCUUCCCUGGAAUCCCCAGCCACCCCCAGGGGCUUGUGGAUGAGGUGCUAUGUGACCAGCGCUACUCUGAGAUCGAGCCAUCCAGCCAUGGGGAGGUCAUCUUCAAGGUGUUGGAUCCCUCCAUCCCCGUAGCAGAUCCCUACAGCCCAGACAUCCAGGACCUGCUUCGUGUCACCAACCUGCGGGUGAACCUCACCAAGCUGCACACGCUGGGGGACAACCUGCUGGACUCACGGCGGGAGGUGCUGCACAAGUACUACUAUGCUGUGGAUGAACUGGUGCUGCGUGGGAGCUGCUUCUGCCACGGCCACGCUGCCCACUGUGCCCCAGCACCGGGUGCCCCAACACCCUCUGUCCCCGGCAUGGUCCACGGGCGCUGUGUCUGUGAGCACCACACGCAGGGGCUGAACUGCGAGCGCUGCGAGGAUUUCUACCACGACCUGCCCUGGCGCCCGGCCGAGGGCUCCAGCACCAACGCCUGUCGCCGCUGUGACUGCAAUGAGCACUCACGGCGGUGCCACUUUGACAUGGCUGUGUUCCUGGCCACGGGGAACACCAGUGGGGCUGUGUGUGAUGACUGCCAGCACAACACCAUGGGCCGCCACUGCCACCUCUGCAAGCCCUUCUACUACCGGCACCCUCGCUCCGACAUCCGGUCCCCCACUGCCUGUGCCCCAUGUGAUUGUGACCCGGCAGGCUCGCUGGAUGGAGGUGCCUGCGAUGGGCACACGGACGUGGCGCUGGGCAUGAUUGCGGGGCAGUGCCGCUGCAAGGAGAACGUGGCCGGUCCCCGCUGUGACCGCUGCCAGCACGGCGCCUACGGCCUCAGCCAUGGCGACCCACAGGGCUGUCAGCCAUGCAGGUGUGACCCGCGGGGUACGGUGGCAGGCAGCUCCCCGUGUGACCCCAUCAGUGGGGACUGCUACUGCAAACGCUUUGUGGCUGGGCGCUCCUGCAGCCAAUGUGUGCCCGAGUUCUGGGGUCUGAGCUACGACUUGGGGGGCUGCCGGCCCUGCGCUUGCGACUUCGGGGGAGCCUACAACAACCGGUGCUCCAUGGAGGAUGGGGCAUGUCCCUGCCGUCCCCACAUCAUGGGGCGGCAGUGUGACCAGGUACAACCCGGCUUCUUCUGUGCCCCCCUCGACUACUACACCUAUGAGGCCGAGCAGGCCACUGGCCAUGGCCACAGCCACCCUCAGCUCCCGGGUGCCAUUCGGGUGGAGGUGCCCCAGGACUGCCUGGACUAUGACACCAAGGAGCCGCCGGGGCGGAAGGGACGCUCACGGCACCAGCACAGCCCCCUCCGUGCUCCCCAGCCCCCUGUCCCCUCGCGCCGCAGCCGCCAGCAGCCCCCCAAGCUGGACGUGGAGGAGGUGGUGCGGGACAGUGCCGGGCGCAUGGUGACGUGGACAGGCUUGGGGUUCGCCCGGGUGCGGGACGGGGCUGGCCUGACCUUCCGCGUGGACAACGUGCCCUACCCCAUGGACUACGAGCUGCUGCUGCGCUAUGAGCCCGAGUCAGCCGAGGACUGGGAGGCCGUGGUCAGUGUCAGCUCCCGGGUGCUGCCCACCAGCUCUCGCUGUGGGAACCUGCUGCCCUCCGAGCAGAUGUACGUGCUGCUGUCCCGGCCCUUCUGCUUCGAGCCCAGCACCCCUUAUGAGGUGACCAUGCGGCUUCAGCGGGCUGGUGUCACCCAGCGCCACCCUGGCGCCUUCAUCCUCAUUGACUCGUUGGUGCUCCUGCCACGGGUGUCAGAAUUGCCAGGGUUCCACGGGGCAGAGGCAGCAGCACGCCAGGAGGAGCUGGAGCGGUACCAGUGCCUGGAGGUGUUUCGCAUGGCCCCCCCUCAUCCCCUGGCCGAGGCCUGUGCCCGCCUGGUCUGCAGCGUCUCAGCCCUGAUGCACGGCGGGGCACUGCCCUGCCAGUGCGACCCACAGGGCUCCCGCAGCAGCGAGUGCCAGGUGCAAGGCGGGCAGUGUGAGUGCAAGCCCCACGUCAUUGGCCGACGCUGUGACCACUGUGCCCCAGGCAGCUACGGCUUUGGGCCCCUGGGAUGCAGCCCCUGCACCUGCUCCCCCGAGGGCUCCGUGUCCCAGCUGUGUGACAAAGUGAGUGGGCAGUGCCGGUGCCAGCCCGGCACCGUGGGCCGGCAGUGUGACCAGUGCCAGCCCGGCCACUGGGGCUUCCCUGCCUGCCGGCCCUGCCAGUGCAACGGGCACGCCGAGGAGUGCGACCCCCGGACGGGCACCUGCCUGCGCUGCCGCGACCACACGAGCGGGCGGCAUUGUGAGAGGUGCCAGGAUGGUUACUAUGGGAACCCUGUGCUGGGCUCAGGACAGCAGUGCCGGCCCUGCCCCUGCCCUGGCUACCCUGGCACACGGCAUUACCACGGGAAUUCCUGCCAUGCGGACGAUGAGACACACCACAUCAUCUGCCUCUGCGCCCCUGGAUACGCGGGGCCCCGCUGUGACCGCUGCUCCCCUGGUUACUUCGGGGCUCCGGAGAUGGAGGGGGGGGAGUGCCGGCCCUGCCAGUGCAACAACAACAUCGACGCCAGCGACCCGGAGGGCUGCGACCCCCGCACGGGACAGUGCCUGCGCUGCCUGUACCACACCGCCGGGCCACGCUGCGCCCAGUGUCAGCCGGGCUACUACGGCAGUGCCCUGCAGCGCAGCUGCCGGCUGAGCUGCACAGUGAGCAUGGCACUGUCGCUGCAGGUGACAGGGCAGUGCCAGUGCCGGCCUGGCUUCGGGGGUCGUGUCUGUUCCCAGUGCCAGGAGCACCACUGGGGAGACCCCGAGCAGGAGUGCAGAGCCUGUGAGUGUGAGCCGCUGGGUGCUGAGAGCCCGCAGUGCGAGCAGGACAACGGGCAGUGCCGGUGCCGGCUGGGAUUCGGGGGGCUGCGCUGUGACCGCUGCCAGCGGGGCUACCAGGAGCCCUUCCCCCACUGCUCACCCUGCCACCCUUGCUUCGGGCACUGGGACCUGGCCGUGGGCAGCCUGCGGGAAGGGCUCCAGCGCCUUGGGGCACAGGUGCAGGCACUGAGGGAGGGGGGAUCUGCACUCCCACUCAGCCCCCGUCGCCUGCGAGAGCUGGAGGAGGCUCUGGGGCACGUGGAACAGCUGAUGGGAGAGGGAGACAGCCCUGGUAGUCCCCUCCUCGAUGGACUGCCCAGGCAGCUGGAUGGCACCAGGAUGGAGCUGGACAAUUUCUGGAAGCACCUCCAAGAGUUGGAGCAACAUCUCGACCAGCUGGCACAGGCAGAUAUGCAGCACCAUGACCGGCUAGCUGAGCUGAGCCGUGAGCUGGGACGUCUCAACCAAACCACCUCCGACCUCCAAAUCCUCCUCGGCACUGUAGCGGCUGCCGGAUUCAGCGAGUCUUACCGCAGCAUCCUGGCAUCGGUGGAGGCCUCGCGGCAGGCAGAGGUGGUGGCCAAUGGCACAGCUGGCGAGCUAAGUAACGCGCGGAUGAUGCAGCGGACAACUGAGCGGGCACUGCAGCAGCGGGGUGAUAUUUUCCGCCGUGGCACAGCCGCAGCCCGGAAAUCCUUGCGGGAGACACAAAAACAGGUGGUGGGACUCAGCAUUGCCAGGGUUAACGAGAAGAUUUGUGGGGCACCUGGAGACCAGAGCUGCAAGCACGCGUCUUGUGGAGGCGCCUUGUGCCGAGACAGUGCAGGGAUGAGGCACUGCGGCGGCACUGGGUGUGCAGGGGCACUGCCUAUCUCAGCUCGAGCCCUGAGCAGUGCCCGUAAUGCCUCACAGCAGCUGGAGGUGGCAUUAGGGCAGCUGGGUGUUGUGGCACAGAAGAUGCAGGAGGUGCAGGAGCUGGCACGGGGGGCACGCAGCAGGGCAGAGGAGGCGCUGGGGCGCUCUCAGGCUGCCCGCAGCCAUGCAGAGAAGGCGACGGCCCAGCUCCGGGACUUCAUCCGCCGAAUCAAGGCCUUCCUGGCAGAAGAGGGAGCUGACCCAGCCAGCAUCGAGCUGGUGGCCCGUCAGGUGCUGAACAUCUCCCUGCCCAGCAGCCCUGGACAGAUCCAGGAGCUGCUGUGGGAGAUGCGGGAGAGCAUCAGCCAGCUAGAGGGGGUGGACGCAGUUCUCAACAGCACCGCGGAGGGGCUGGCUGUGGCACGGGAUCUGCUGGCACAGGGACAGGAGGCCAGGGAGCGAGCAGAAGGCGUAAGGGAUGAGCUGGUGGGGACACAGCAGGCACUGGAGGUGGCACGGACACAGGCGAUGACAGCAGGGAGCACCCUGCAGAGUGCCAGGGAUGCCAUCCAGGUGGCUGAGAACAGAGCCAGGGAGGCGGAGCGCAGGCUGCAGGUGCUGGACAGGAAGGAGUCGCAGGCGCAGAGGCGGCUGCGGGAACUGGCACAGCGCAUCACCACCCUGCAGGAACACAGCAGGGAUGCUCGCCACAUGGCCCAGCAAGCCAAGGAUGGGGCACAGCGUGCCACCACCACCUCGGGGACGCUUAGCCAGGACCUCGCACAGGUAACACAGCGUUAUGUGGUGCUGAAGAACCGGGUGGGCACGCUGGACAGGGUGUCUGGUGGGGUCCUGCAGCGUGUGUCGCAGCUGAUGGCAGAGGCCCAAGACCUCCUGGAUAAGGCCAGCAACAGCAAGAGGAAGCUGGAAGACCUGGAGCAGCGCUUUGGGGCCAAUGAACGGACAAUGGCAGCAAAGGUGACACGACUGCAGGCUUUGGAGCAGCAGGUCACCGGGCUGUUGCAGGAGAUCCGGGAGAGGGCCAACGCUUACGCCACCUGCUAGGGACCACUGGCGGGACCGGGGGCCGGUCCUGCCCCGCCGCCCCGCAGGUCCCCGAGCCCGGCAGUCCCGUCCACUCUGCAGGUGCCUUUAGUGUGGGUGCGCCUGCAAAUAAAGCCCUAAACUGUG